GAGCCGGCGACCGCGAAGAGCAGCGGAUGGCCCUGUUGGCCCGGCAGGCGUCACUGAUGGGGGCCCUGGCUCAGAGCGGCGGUCGCCAGCCCGACGCGCUGUCGCUCCUCGCGGACGGCGGGCGCGACGAGGGGCUUGGCGAGAGCUCUGGCAUGCGACUUGGCGGCGCGCGCGGCGCCGCCGCCCUGGAGCUGUUCCGACGCCGGGACCAGAGCAGCCCCCAGGCCGUCUCCGCCCUGGCCAGGCGGAAUCGCCAGCUCAACAUGACGGGUGCUGCGAGCGAGGAGGGCAUGAGCGACUCCACGCGGAACUACUUCGCCCGCAACGUCCCGUUCGGGCAGGCGAGGUCGUCGGCCUUCCUGGUGUUCGGCAUGGCGGAGGUGUUCGACCUGAUGGAGCGCGGCUCGUGGCACGCCGCCGAGGCCCAGCUGGCGCUCCUCCUCUGCGCGUCGGAGCAGGCGGCCCUGAGGGAAUGGCGCUGGACGUCAGCCUGGCUGCUGACUCACCUGCCCGAGCCGCCCUGGACUUCGAUCCGCCAGGCGCCGGCCCGCGGGCAGAUCCGCCCCAUGUCCCGCUUGGCCUCGCCCGAGUGGGUCGCUGCAGCGAUCGGCUACACCAAGGACACGCUGGCCCUCGAGGACGCGGAGCGGAGGCUGGCGGGCGGCAGCAAUUCACUGGACGUGGGCAUUCGCUGGGGCUUUGGCCUGAUCCGCCGCCUGCGCGGGCUCCGCACGGCCUUCGGCGCCUUCGUCCGCUCCUCCAUGCACGCCGCUGGGUUCCAGGAGGUCAACGCCGUCGUCCUCGCGCUCUCCCACCUGCACCUGGGCGAGUCGCGGAGCCGCCCGCCGCGCGCCCGCGCUGGGAGGCCUCUCAGUUCGUCUCAGUCCGAGAUGGUGUCCAGGCUGAGUAGGCUUGUGCGACCGAUGUGCCGGCCCCUGCAAUGGCAAGGUGGCCGCGUGGAGAAGGCCGACGCUCUGCUCGACUAUCUCCUGAAUGCGAUGCAUCUCCCCGUGGGCGCUGCGGCGCCCUCUCCUGACUGCGAGGUGACGACCGUUGACCCGAGCAAGGCCCCCUUCGCCAAGGCCGGGUGCCAUUUUGACCCCCUGGCGUUCCUGGCCCCGUUUGCCGCCGCCACGUUCUUGGAGCCGCGGCUGCUGGCGCGGGAUGGGCCGGGCGCCGGCGGGCAAGCCGGCAAGCCUGGCGACCUCCUCGAGUACCUGAAGCAAUGGGACGACGUGGGGCGAUUGGAGCUGGUCGACGCGGCCGACUCCCCGCAGGUGCCUGCUGGUUCCGUCCUUCGCGUCUGGGCGGACGACCUCCAGGACUUCUGCCCCGCCUUUGACUGCGCCUACGACAUGGCUUGCACCAACGACGUGGCGCCCCCCCUCCCGACGAGGCUCUACGAGGGCUUCGCAGCGCUGGGCCGGCUUCGGAGGCGCUGCCGUCGUGAGGGCCGCGAGCUCCCCGAUAAAGUGGUUCCCUGCCACGGCGGCCUGAUCAUGGGGGGCCUGAACGCGCCCGACUGGGCGUGCGAGUCCCGCAUGCGACUGCUCGCCCAAGCCGGCAGCUCCCCCCCAGAGCGGCGGGUGCUGAACCGCCACCUUGCCCCCGAGGGGUCUGCCUGGGAGGGCGUCGUGCUGGACGACCACUUCGGCCUGGCUGUCGACGCUCCGGGCUCGCGGGAAGCUCGGCGAGCAAUCGAGGAGUCCUUCGCCCGCGCGCGCGAGGGUUAUGCGAAGGCUGGCUUCAGGGUCAGCGCUGGCAAGGAGGUGAAGGACGCGGCGGAGGCGACGGUCAUCGGGGCAGAGCUCCUGGGCCAUGACCGGCUCGUCGGCGCCUCCCGCACCCGCAGGCUGGCACUGGCCUGGAUGGGCCUGUCCAUGGUCGACGUCGACCGCAACCCGCACGAGGUGUUCGACCUGAGCAGCGCGGCCUGCAACGAGUGCGCCCUGUUCGCGGUCCUCCUCCCGCUGAUGGCCACCGACCUCUCCGCGGGCUGGGGCCCGCGCGUUCUGGCCUCGGACGCCUCGCACUUGGCCGGAGCGUCCGUCAAGACGCCGGCCUCAGCGCCCGCCGCCAGAGUUUUCUGGCGCCAGCGCGAGCAGCGAGGCGCUCGCACGUGGCUGUACCCCUCAGGCUGGGCUGCCCUGGCCAACCCCGAGGACGGCGCCGUCCUGCAGGACCUGGAGGAGGAUGCCGCACCUCCCCCUGGCGUCGUCGACCCGACGGCCUCGCUCAUCGAGUACUUCGACGUGCUGGAGCUCUGCUGCGGGGAGGAGGCCCGCCUCAUGGGCUACCUCUCGGGCCGGGGCCUGCGCACAGGCCCGAGGAUAGACAUCAAGUGCCACAAGUAUUGGGACCUGGUCGACUCGCGCCUGGCGGAGUGGAUAGUAUGGCUUAUCUGGCAGAGGCGCGUCAAGAUGACCAUAUCACAGGUUCCAUGCACCAGCUUCUCGAUCGCGAGGCACCCGAGGCUCAGGUCCAGGAUGCGGCCCUGGGGAUUCGACCCAUCCUCGACCCCGGCGCAUCUGGGGGACGUCCUUUUCAGGGUGGGCAUGCUGGCGCUGUUCGCCCACCUGAUCUCUGGCCACGGGACCGGUUUGCACGAGCACCCCCUGACGGCCUACUCCUGGUGCACGCACAUCGUCGAGUUCCUGCUGACGCACAAGGCCGUGGACCGCUUCGACCUCUCGAUGUGCCAGUUCGGCGCGCCCUGGAAGAAGGACGCUAGCCUCCUGGUCGCGCGGGGCUCCUGGCUGGCGCCUAUGGCGAGGCGCUGUCGCGGAGGGCACAAGCACACCGUCUUGGAGGGCGGCCUGACUCCCAAGGCCGCGCUCUACCCGCACGGCUUCUGCGACGAGCUGUCCAAGCUGAUCGCCGACAACCUGGGCGGGCCGACCCCGCCGCCCCCGGCGGAGAGUUCGGCGCCCGCUGGAGCGUUCGAGGCCCUCUGGCUGAACGACUACGUCAGCUUCGCUCCCUGGCAGCUGCACUGCCACCGCCUUUUCCGCAAGCCCCUCCACAUCAACCUGCUGGAGAUCGACGCAGCUUGCGACGCGGUGGACGAGCAGGGCCUACGGUUCCCUGAUUGCAAGCACAACCUCCUCCUGGACUCCCGCGUCUCGAUCGGGGCCAUCAGCAAGGGCCGCUCCUCGUCGACUGCGAUCAACAAGCUCUUGAGAAGGAGGGCCCCGUUGCAACUGGCCACGGGUUCGUACGUCGGGUGCCACUUCGCGCCGACGCGCCUGCAGCCAGCCGACGCCCCGUCGCGCACGCUCCGCGACCCGGCGAGCGCUCUGGCCCGCGGGGCCGAGGCUCCGCCUCCCGCUCCGUGCUGGCUGGCCGGCCUCGAGGCCGGGGGCGCCUCAGCCUUCCACGCUUGGGCUGCGCUCCCGCUGCAGCGCCGGCAGCAGUCGCGGUGGGCUUGGCUGGUGGCGUGCCUCUGGUGGCGCGGGCUCCUGCGGCUCGCCCCUCGACCGCGGGUGCGCGACCCUGCGCUGGGCUUCCGGGCGAGGGCCCGCGCGGCGGAG
Molecule: messenger RNA, 3530 nt
Organism: Prorocentrum cordatum
Lineage: Eukaryota; Dinophyceae; Prorocentrales; Prorocentraceae
Source: the annotation of a GenBank genome assembly